Messenger RNA from Sphaeroforma arctica JP610, 877 nucleotides. RefSeq lists its product as hypothetical. The transcript has a single exon. Lineage: Eukaryota; Ichthyosporea; Ichthyophonida. The record is from RefSeq and is a predicted model, not a curated record. The coding region runs from base 395 to 685 and encodes 96 amino acids.
UUUGACUGUGUGGGUUGGUGACGGAUUCGGUAGUGGGCGGCAGACAAGUUUAUGUAGCAGCUGUACAUUCCUUGUGUAUAUGAAAGAGGACAGGGCACACCAAAACACUACAGAGCUCAACAGGCGCCCAGAAAGGCAUCGGACGAAGGAAAAGGGAAAGGGGUGCACGGGUGCGACUGUCCUGAUUGUGGCUACGAGUGGUCUACUCAACCGCUUUGUUUGCCCUGGUUCGUCUAUUCUGUGUUGUGUACUUAUUUCUCGCUGAUCACCUAGAACGUCGACUCAAAAGCACGAGGACAGGCGGAUGUGACUGAAAACGCUAUAUAUGGGUGCAGAGAUGCUGUGUGACCAAAAAGAAAACGAGGACAGGUUGAUGUGUCCAGGAAACAUAUAAAUGGGUGCAGAGAUGCUGUGUGAGCGGAACGCCUGGGACAAAAAUUGUGGGGCUGGGAUUGGCCAAAUGUGCAUGAGUGAAACACCUAAGCACUUACUGGGAAGACUAUACACGAGGAUAACAAUGAUACCGAACAGCCAGAAUGUAGUGAAGAUGUGCCAUGGAAUGAUCCGUACAGUGGACUGCUGCGAUCAAGACAAGCAGAAGAAAGCACUGAGAAACCGGUACAAUGCCAAUGCUAUAACUGAGCCCCAGGAACAGGCGAAGCGCGUCUGUAUACAGUGCACAUGAGUGGCUGGGACAAAUAAAGUAGCGUCCAAAUGUGUUCAGGACAGGACAGGGUGCGCAUGGUGAGGUGCAGGGCGAAUUAGUGUAGCACAGGCCUUAGUGUCAUGAGGCCGCGCAUGGCAGUAGACAACCAAUUAAAUCACACUUAACAAGCUCGUUCCUCGGCCAUAUUUGGAAAGAUACUUUGCAACAAGC